AUGCAUCACGCGGUUACAGCUACUACUAUCCUUCCUUUGCUUUGGGGGGUUGUGAAAGCAGCUCCAACUGCAACGGGGGUGGAUUCAGAAGCAAUAAGUCUGAGUACAUCUGUCCCGGAGGACGCGGGUCUGGCGGUUCUACACCCUUUUGUGUCAUUCUCAAUUGAGUUUGCGUUUUUUCCGGAUUAUGCGGGGAACCGAUCACAUCCGAAUUUAUUCUCGAAUCAGCUUUUGGAUAAUUUGGCCGAGUUGCAGGGUGAGAAGCCGUAUAUUCGGGUUGGGGGGAAUACGCAGGACUACGCGUUGUAUGACAAGGAUCUUCAGGCGGCGACAAAUGCUACGUACAUCACUAGCAUUGCUACGGAUUAUCCACUCAUCCUGUCUUUCGGGCCAGCCUUCUUCGAGUCGUACUUCACCUGGCCCGGGACGAAGUUUAUUCAUGGGUUUAACCUGGGGAAGAAUAGCUCGGCGGAUGUGGAGGUGAUGUUGGAGUCGGUAUCCGUGGCGUGCAAGGCCCUGGAAGGGGGCAAGCUGGCGUACUGGGAGCUGGGCAAUGAGCCGGAUUUGUAUAAGACAUCCGCGCAAGGCCCUGUGCGGCCGGCGAAUUGGACGGAGCAGGAUUACGUGGAUGAAUGGGUGAACAAGACCACGGCUAUCAAGCAGAGAUUGGCUGAGGCGUGUCCUGAGUUCGCCGAGUCAAAGUACAUUGCACCGUCAUUUGCGGGGGUGACGAAUAGCUUGAACCCCGUGGUGACGUGGGAGAAAGGCCUCGACGGGCAACGGAACAUUGCCCUCAACUCCGAGCAUAACUACAUCGGUGGCGCCACUCAGCCGGGAGUGACACUGCAGAAUACACUAAUGAACCAUACUAAGACGGUAGAAAGCGUCGCACAGCAGGUCAAUGUCUCUCGUAUCCUCUCUGAGGAAAGCCUGAACACGGGAAUCCCCUAUAUCCUGGGCGAGACCAAUUCCUUGUACAACGAGGGCGCGUCUGGACUGUCCAAUUCCUUCGGAGCUGCGCUUUGGGGCGUGGAUUUCAACCUUUACUGCGCCUCGCAGAGCAUCCGUCGAUCCCAUAUGCACCAGGGACUCAACUAUCGUUACAUAUCCUGGCAGCCUGUUGGGACGAAUCGCACCACAGUGGGAACGAAGGCGCCUUAUUACGGCAACGCCAUGGUGGCGGCCAUGCUCCACGGCGGAGAGGAUGUCCGAAUUGUCAAUCUCCCGCUGGCCGCGGAGACAGAAGCCGCAUACGCCGCGUAUGUGAAUGGCUCUCUGGUCCGAGUGGCCGUCAUCAACAUGGUGGAGUUCAACUGUACCUCGACUGAUUCGACCGCGGAGAAAGUGGAGAGCAGACCCAGCGCAAAGUAUAUGUUCCAGUUGCCUUCGUCUGAAUCGGCGUACGCCGCCUCGGUUUCAGUGCAGCGGUUGAUGGCGAACGGCAGCGACGCCAUCACGGGAAUCACCUGGGACGGCUGGUCUUACAAUUACGAGCUGGAGCAAGGCAAGCCAGUUCGAUUGCAGAACGUAACGACAGGCGAGGCGAUCUCGGUGGGCGACGAUGGGGUAGUGGAGAUCGGGAUUCCCUACUCCAGCGCUGCGAUCCUCAGUCUGUAA
This is a messenger RNA of Aspergillus sclerotioniger CBS 115572, 1617 nucleotides long. RefSeq names its product glycosyl hydrolase family 79 C-terminal domain-containing protein. The transcript is spliced from 4 exons. The record is from RefSeq and is a predicted model, not a curated record. NCBI's taxonomy places the organism in Eukaryota, Fungi, Ascomycota, Eurotiomycetes, Eurotiales, Aspergillaceae. Bases 1 to 1617 code for a protein of 538 amino acids.